AUGUCACUCUCCCGUCUGCACAAAUUCAAGCUCUUCGCUGCAAAUCGUAGCUUGGAGGCAUCCGCCGGCGGAAACCCCGCGAUGAGUCCGACGAAGAGCCCUGUAUUUCAUCUCCGGCGACGGAAAACCCUGCGGAUGCUAUUCGAUAAGAGCUCCGACAGUCGCAGACGGAAUCUCCGUCAGAUCCUCGAGGAAUCUUCGGAAUCGGAUGGGAAUUCCGGGAAAAAGAAGAGGGGAAACCACCGUGGUAGGCGUGAAUUGAAAGAGCUCUUGGUCACAUCGCCGUUUAAAGGUGGAGAUGAGAUAGACGACGGUGUAGAAGCGAGAAGCGUGCUUUCGCCGGUAAUCGUCGGCUCCGUUAAUUCGAACGGUAACGGCAGAGAGUUAACGUCUCGGCGAUUGGGUUAUUCCGGUUCGGUUCAAUCAUUUCGGUUAAGGAUUUUGAGAAAACCUUGGCGACCAGUCCUGGUUUCUAUUCCUGAACAAUAA
Messenger RNA from Arabis nemorensis, 489 nucleotides. The record is from the annotation of a GenBank genome assembly. Lineage: Eukaryota; Viridiplantae; Streptophyta; Magnoliopsida; Brassicales; Brassicaceae.